Molecule: messenger RNA, 3019 nt
Organism: Paramecium pentaurelia
Lineage: Eukaryota; Ciliophora; Oligohymenophorea; Peniculida; Parameciidae
Source: the annotation of a GenBank genome assembly
AUGGAUUAAUAAUAACCAAAUGAAGCACAAGAAUCACAAUUAGCAAAAACCAUCAUAAAUAUUAAUAAUCAUUUUGAAAAUAUUAAUAAUCAAAUAAAAGAUGAAUUCCCUUAAAUUCCAUAAAAAAGCACAGUACUUAUCUUUUUGGGAGAAUUUGGAUAAUAAUUUCUUAAUUUCUAUGCUCAUUUUGAAACAUAAUAAGUCAUUUAAGUUAAUAAAUACUAUAAUUUAGUCUAAGUAGAAGAUUAAGGAAAAAUUUAUUAUUUAUUAAAUUUUCCUAUGAUCUUAUUAUAUGAUGAUCAAAAUAAUGAAAUAGCAUAGAAUUUAUGUAUUUCUAAAAUUUAUGCUGAAAUGGCAUUAAAAUAAAUGGAAAAAUGUUCUUUUAAUUUAAUAUUAGAUAAUUAAUAAAUAAAAGGAGAUGAUGAUUUGGCAAAGUUGGAUAAUGUGAUUGAAGAUUCAAUAUUUUAUUUUGGAUCUUAUUAUUUUAAUGUAGAUAACUUUUUCUUGUUAAGAAAUCAAGUAGAAAAUCGAUGGGAUUAUCUAUAAUUUUCAAAAUCAAAUGGAUUUUUUUCUUAUUUUUCAUAGAAAUAAUAAAUUUAAACUCAGAAUGUUGGCUAAAAUGAAAUUUUGAAUUCAAUCAUUAAAUCAGGCAAUAUAAUAAAUGUAACCAAAGUAAAAUCAUAAGAUUUCAUCAAUUAUGGAAAAAUGAUGACAUAUUUAUAAAAAUAGUAUGAUGCUUUAAAGGAAUAAUUGAAUCUUAAUAUUUUACAAUUUUAAAAACUCCUUCUUUACUUAUAAUAAAUGCCAAUCAUCAAUAAUAAUUCUGAAGUUCUAAAAGAAGUUGAAGACUAUUUAAAAGAAUUAUAUAAGAAUUUUGAGGAUAAAAGAAAUCUUCUAACUGAUAAGGCUUCUUAAAUUGGGAGUGUUUACAAAUAUAUUAAUAAAGUGAAUAAACAGGUUAAUGCUUGUAUGAUAAAUAAAAGAUAAGAAAAAGUAUUUAGUCCUUAAAUGAAACAAUUUAAGGAAGAUAAUAAAAUUGAAUAAUUAAAAAUUAAACCUUUACUUAGUGAUGAUCUAAAUGUUAAACUUAAUAGCAUAAUUUAAUUUUUUGUUCAAUAUCUUAUUACAAUAAUAAAAAAUGAUACAAUUUGUGAAGUGUAAAAAUUAAAAUUAAAUCUUAAAUAAUGGUGUGCCUACUGUCAUGAAUCAUUAGAAAAUACUCUCUAUGAACUAAAAUAUAUCACAUAGAGAAUAUAAAAAGGACCAAAAAAAGAAAUUGAAAAUGGAAUAUAUUUUAUAGGUAUAACAAAAGCAGGGAAAUCUACAAUAAUUAAUUCACUUCUUAAUCCACAUAAAAUUGUUUAAGAAGAAUUUCUAGGUUAAAAAUGUUAUAGAAUUAAAAUUGAGACAAAGUUUGAGAUUGGAGAGGGUGGGGUUAGUGAAACAUAAAAAAUUAGUGGUGUCUAUAUAGGUAAAAAGGAAGAAUUAAAUUAAUUCUUUGAUUAAGAUGAAUCAAAUGUUUUUAGUCUUGAAGAAGUAUUGGACUAGAACUAAAAUCAAAAUUGUAAAAUCCCUUAAAAAUGUUUCAUUUUUGAUUGUCCUGGGUUUGAUGAUAAUUCUAAUGAAUUAAUGAGAAUUGCACAUAGGAUAAGUUUAUACAAUUACUUCAGCAAAACAAAAAAUAUAAUUGUAUUUUUUGUAGUUGACAUUUCCUAACAAAAUAAUGAUUAGAUUAAAAAUACUUUUGAUCCAAUAAGCUAUCUUUUGGAAAAUAAAAAGGACUUAGAAUAGGAUUUUGAUAAAUGGACAAAUUUGAUUCUAACAAAAGCUAAAGAUGGAUCAAGAUAAAAAUAUUUGGAAAGUUGGGAAAAGGUUUAUAAAGGGUAUUUAGAGUAAGAUUAUAGUUUCUAUAAAAAAUUAUUUGAAAAUGAUGAAAGAUGUAUUGAAUUCCCAAAACCAUCAAAGGAUAUAACUAAAAAUAUUAAAAAUUUAGUUGAUUCAAUUCCCUAAAAGUUAUAAAAUUAACUUGAAUAAUAAAAAAAAUAAUAAUAAAAUGAAUAAUAAUAAAGCAAAUAAUAAUAAAAUCAAUAAUAAUAAAAUGAAUAAUAAUAAAAUGAAUAAUAAUCAAGCAAAAAAGAAUAAAGCAAAUUCAAACUUGUUCUUGAUGAUAAAGUUUGGAGGCUUUACGAACAAUGCAUACCUAAAGCUAAAAUGAAAUUAGAAUAAUUAAUAAAUUUUUUAAUUGAAGAUUUAGAUUAAUAUAUUUUAGAAAGUGAUGAUACUAUUAAUUAAAAAAAAGAAUAAAUGCAAAAAAUCUAAAACAUUUUAUUAAACUAAAUAAUACAGGAUACUAAAAUAAAAUAGGAUAUCAAAAAAACAUAGGAUAUCUAAAUAAUAUAGGAUAUCAAAAAAACAUAGGAUAUCUAAAUAAUAUAGGAUAUCAAAAUAACAUAGGAAAACUGUGAAUAAAUCCUUAAAGGUAUAUCUGAUUGGGUAAAGGGAAAUCACCACUUAAAACAUAAUGAUUUUUUCCUUUAAUUAUACAUUGAAGAUAUGAAAUCCAUUUUAACAAUAUCAAAAUAUUGCUAAAAUAAUAAUAUAGCGCCUUUUGAAAUUAAAAUUGAUCACCUAGUUAAUAAAAUUAAAACAAUCCUUAAAAUGAUUGAAUAAACCAUUUAGUAUUAUAAAAAUUUGAAGUACACUGGAUAUGCUACUACUUUUAUAGCAGGAAUAGCGACUUGUGGUACAUCUCUAGCUUUGUUAGAAGUUGGGGUUUUGGCUAAUUUGGCUAGGCAAUUUUUAUUAACAAGAGGUGCAUUGUGGGUAGCAACUGUAAGUUCAGGAUCCCUUACAGCAAGUACUAGUGGUUUAAGUGUAGUUUUAAAUUUUAUUGAAUCCUGGAAAAAUACACAUUUAAAAAAGAUUUAUCAAACAGAAUUGGAGAAAUAAUAAUAAUAAGAAUAAUAAUAGAGAGAAUAGUAAUAAUUAUUAUAACAAUAAAAAUAAUAGAACGCUUGAA